UGCGGGCGAGGUGUGGGGCAAGAGGAGAAUAGAGGGCUAACGUGAGCGAGGUGUGGACGGGUUUCGGCUCCGAGAUCGUGGGGCCCCGGAAGCGGGCCCAGGAUGCUGUGAUCAUCCUGGGAGGUGGGGGCCUUCUCUUCACUUCCUACCUGACAGCCGUGGGGGAUGAGCAUUUCUACGCCGCACACUUGAUGCCGGCGAUGCAGAGGCUGCUGGACCCCGAGGCGGCCCACAGGCUGGCCGUUCGCCUCACCUCCCUGGGGCUCCUUCCUCGUGCCACAUUUCAAGACUCUGACAUGCUGGAAGUGAGACUCCUGGGCCAUAAGUUCCGAAAUCCAGUUGGAAUCGCAGCAGGGUUUGAUAAGCAUGGGGAAGCUGUGGACGGACUUUACAAGAUGGGCUUUGGCUUUGUUGAGAUAGGCAGCGUGACUCCGAAACCUCAGGAAGGAAACCCGAGACCCAGGGUCUUCCGCCUCCCUGAGGACCAAGCCGUCAUUAACAGAUACGGAUUUAACAGUCAUGGACUUUCGGUGGUGGAACACAGGUUGCGGGCCAGACAGGAGAAACAGGCCAGGCUCACAGAAGAGGGGCUGCCCCUGGGAAUAAACCUGGGGAAGAAUAAAACCUCGGUGGACGCAGCUGCGGACUACGCGGAGGGGGUUCGUGUCCUGGGCCCCUUGGCUGACUACCUGGUAGUGAAUGUGUCCAGUCCCAACACCGCCGGGCUGCGGAGCCUUCAGGGAAAGGCGGAGCUGCGCCACCUGCUGACCAAGGUGCUGCAGGAGAGGGACGCUCUGCAGGGAGUGCGCAAGCCAGCGGUGCUGGUGAAGAUUGCACCUGACCUCACAGCCCAGGACAAGGAGGACAUCGCCAGCGUGGUCAGAGAGCUGGGCAUCGAUGGACUGAUUGUCACCAACACCACAGUGAGCCGCCCUGCCAGCCUCCAGGGUGCCCUGCGCGCUGAAACUGGAGGGCUGAGCGGGAAGCCCCUCCGGGACUUAUCCACCCAAACCAUCCGGGAGAUGUACGCGCUCACCAAAGGCGGAGUCCCCAUCAUCGGGGUCGGCGGUGUCAGCAGCGGGCAGGACGCGCUGGAGAAGAUCCGGGCGGGGGCCUCCCUGGUGCAGCUGUACACGGCCCUCACCUACUGCGGACCGCCCGUGGUGGGCAGGGUCAAGCGGGAGCUGGAGGCCCUUUUGAAGGAACAGGGUUUUACGAGAAUCACAGAUGCCAUUGGAGCAGAUCAUCGGAGGUGAGGACGUUGCCGGUGGCAAGCCUCAUGUGGAAUCUUCUCACUAAAGCAGGAGGGUCUCUGUGGCUGGACUGAGAGAGGAGAGCGGCGUCCCCCACCCACAAGAGCCCUUCCUCUGGCCCAGCUUUUGUCAAAGCCAGUCACAAGUGUCACCAGAACCAACGUGCGGCUUUCUUUAAUCACUUGUUGGACCACAACUGUGUUAAUGUUUCUUUCUGGACUCAAAUCCCAUUAAUAUUGCAAGGACAUUAAAUAUUUGAGGGAAAAAAAUCAUG
This is a messenger RNA of Mustela erminea (ermine), 1527 nucleotides long. RefSeq names its product dihydroorotate dehydrogenase (quinone) (gene DHODH). Gene Ontology annotation, molecular function: dihydroorotate dehydrogenase activity. The record is from RefSeq and is a predicted model, not a curated record. Gene Ontology annotation, cellular component: mitochondrial inner membrane; cytoplasm. The coding region runs from base 192 to 1256 and encodes 354 amino acids. The transcript has 9 exons. Gene Ontology annotation, biological process: 'de novo' pyrimidine nucleobase biosynthetic process; UMP biosynthetic process. NCBI's taxonomy places the organism in Eukaryota, Metazoa, Chordata, Mammalia, Carnivora, Mustelidae.